Messenger RNA from Bathycoccus prasinos, 1308 nucleotides. RefSeq lists its product with no specific name. The transcript has a single exon. The record is from RefSeq and is a predicted model, not a curated record. Gene Ontology annotation, molecular function: 2-oxoglutarate-dependent dioxygenase activity. NCBI's taxonomy places the organism in Eukaryota, Viridiplantae, Chlorophyta, Mamiellophyceae, Mamiellales, Bathycoccaceae. Bases 1 to 1308 code for a protein of 435 amino acids.
AUGAAGACGUUGACUACGACCAGAAGAGUCUACGGGAACGAGAGCCCCGAUGAUACGGCGGGAACGAUGUGGCGUCCGACUGAUUUCGACGAUUUUCACGACGGAGGCGCGUAUCCGGAGGUUUUCGCGGUGCAGUUUCCGAGCGAAAUUGGAUGGCAGAAGAAAGAGAUUAAUUCGGAGAUCAACGACACCAUCUCUUGCCCUCCGUCGUUGCCGGUGGAUAUGGAGACGCUGAUGAAGGAUUCGACGGAGACGAUGUUAAGAGUGAAAGGAAAUCGAAACAGGACGGAUGCGCACGAAAGUUACAAGGCUUUCGUGCGCGCGUUCGAAAGGGAUGCCGAGGCGAAAGAGAUUGAAACGUUUGGGAGCUUGUGCGAAGCGAAAUCGAUCGAGAUUAUCGAUAACGAUACCGUGGACGCGAAAAUGUUCGAGAACGAGUUUGUGACGUGCGAGAAUGGCGUCGGGAAACCGUGCGUGGUGCGAAAUAUCUUCAAGGAUAGGUUUCACGGAGUCGAUUUGUUGGAUCUCUUCCCGGAAGAAAUGCUCACGGUGAACGAUAAAGCGCCCGCUCGAAGAACGGACAAGGGCGCCAUGAGACAGAAUACGUUGCUCGUUACCUCGAAGAGAUACAAGGAGUACAUGGACGACUACGAGAAGUGUAACGAAGACGACGACGAUGCGAAACCGGCACCAUUUUAUAACAACGGGUGGCGAAUAUUUUCAACGCACCCGGAAAAAGUGAACCCGUAUUUCGCGAACAUGCAUCCUGCGUUUACUCGAGCGGCGGACGAAACCGAAACGAUUUUACGCGAAACGUUCAAAUUCGUAGUGAAAUCGUCAUCCGCGCCACACAUGCAAUCGCACGUCGACGCGAUGACCGCAAACGUAUCGAGAUCGCUGAACAAAGCGUUCAUAGGCCCGGCCGGAUGUAUCACUCGCCUGCACUACGACGCGCAAAACGCGCACGGUUUUUUAGCGCAAACCAAAGGACGAAAGCUGUUUGUCCUGUUUCAUCCCGCAGCAGAUGUUGGCGCGACAAACUGUUGCUCGAGCGCGGACGAACAGACGGAAAUGAACCAAUCGUUGAUCGAUCCUUUGCGGCAUAUUCCUGAGAAGGCGCGAAAGCACCUCUACGCGUGCGUCGUCGAAGAAAACGAAGCAAUAUUUAUUCCUCAUAAGUGGUGGCACUACGCGGUCUCGUUAGAUUCAAGUCACACAGUUAUGCGAAACUUUUUUCACUCGAAAACGAACGUCGAAGGUCUGGUGACGAUGGUCAUGCGUUCCGUCGCCAAUAAUCAAACGAAUUAA